Glossina fuscipes is the source of this 1512-nucleotide messenger RNA. Its product is annotated as akirin. The record is from RefSeq and is a predicted model, not a curated record. The coding region runs from base 495 to 1100 and encodes 201 amino acids. Gene Ontology annotation, biological process: positive regulation of innate immune response; positive regulation of transcription by RNA polymerase II. The transcript is spliced from 5 exons. Gene Ontology annotation, cellular component: chromatin; nucleus. Lineage: Eukaryota; Metazoa; Arthropoda; Insecta; Diptera; Glossinidae. Gene Ontology annotation, molecular function: transcription coregulator activity.
GCAACUAUUAUUGGAAAAAAAUGAUGGAAACUCUAUUAACAAGCGAAAGCAAAAAGCAUCAAAUAUCACGGAUGCCAACAUAUUUGCGGCCACAUUGCUUUAUAAGUCAAAAUAAAUUAUCGUUUUGUGGUGAGAAAUAAAAGUUUUGCAUCGUUAUAUGGUUUACUAAUUAAUUCUUUCAAAGAAGUCGAGCAAAUUUACCGCUUGAUGAGUGUGCCCAAUUUUCCCAACUCUAUAAAUAAAAAAUAAGACUUAUUAAGCAUUAUAGUGGCCUUUAAAAAUCUCUGUUCGUCAAAAAAUUACAUAUUUUUACGAAAGAAUUCGAAUACAUAGAAAAACCUGCGAAAAAAUAAUCAAACUUGACAAAUUGGUUUAUCUCACAUACAUUUUACGCACACACUCAGCAUAUGCUUUCUUGGAGUGGAUUGCAAGCCAAAAAAUACAAAAAAGGUGCCGCUAUUUGCAAGUAAAUAUCCCUUACACUUAUUUGCGAUAUGGCUUGUGCAACACUGAAACGUGCACUUGAUUGGGAGUCUAUAAAUCAAUUACCUACCAAACGGCGACGCUGUAACCCAUAUGGACAAGCUGGUAGCGUGUCGCCUUCCCGAGCAGCUGGUACUUCUUGUCAGACGGCUCGUGACGCUUUAAAUCCUUCAAGCCCCAGCAGUCGUUUUGUUAAGGAGCCCCAAUUAAGUCCGUUUGCCGAUGCAGGUGUGUCAACAAUGUCGCCCACCAAAAUGUCACAAAAUAUACGCGAUGAGAUCAAAAGACUGCACAGACGCAAACAGUUACCAUUCUCUACGGUAGCUCUUGAGUGUAUGCAAGACUCGGAAUCUAGUGGCUCAGAAAUGGGUUCCGACAGUCCACGACGUCCCGACAGUCCUCCCAAUAUUAUGCGAAAUCCUGAAAAAGGGUUAUUUACGUUUAAACAGGUGCAAUUAAUUUGUGAACGUAUGCUAAAAGAGCGUGAAGAUGAAUUGCGAGAAAAAUAUGAUGCUGUUCUAAACACCAAACUUGCAGAGCAAUAUGAUGCUUUCGUAAAAUUUACGCACGAUCAAAUAAUAAGACGUUAUGAAGCUGCUCCCAGCUAUCUAUCAUAAUCGGACCUCAGGCGCACUAUAUUACUAGUCGCUACAAAAUACCCCGCUGCUUAAUUUUCUCAUCUUUUAAUUCUAUCAGCGCCAUCACUGUCACAGUAAAAGCAAAAAAGAAAAAACAAAAAAAACAUAAUUCUCUUUCUUAUUUUUAUACAUACUUUAAUUUAUGCACAAUUUAUAAGUUUGUUGCAAGCUAUAUUUUGGCCAACGUUAAAUACAAAUAAAGAUUUUAAUAAUUAAGCAACACCUCAAUAUACCUGCAGGUAAACCAUUAAAGUUUGAAUUGCGUAUAACUAAAGGACAACAUACUGUGUACUACCACUAAAUUUAACAACUAAUGAAUGCUACAAAUUACAAAAAUAAAAACACAUUUACUACUAAAUUAUAAAUAACAUUAAUUAUAAUAAAUAUAGAC